UUAUAAGACACCUACACUGCCUAUGAAGUCAGUUCUCAAGACAGCAGCCUACGAGUUGAGUUGGAAUCUAGCCAGCGGAGAGUAACGAGUUGGUGUGUGAUACAGUGACACUUAUAUAGUGGUCAGAAACUCAACACGUUACAUUUGGUUCGUCUGUGCAUACUGUGCAACUGUAAUAGAUAUUAUAGAACAGUUCAAGAAGUGGUUGUCUCUUCAUAUAAUGUCAUCCCACAGACUUUUCGGAAUUUUUGGAGAAGAUGUCCCAUCUACAGAGGAGGAGGAGCUGUUUAUUCGCAAACUGCGACAGUGCUGUGUGGUAUUUGACUUCAUGGACCCAGUGGCUGACCUGAAGGGAAAGGAAAUAAAACGAGCUACCCUGAAUGAGCUGGUGGACUACAUUACAGCAGGCCGGGGUGUACUUACUGAGCCUGUUUACCCUGAGAUCAUCAGAAUGAUCUCAGCAAAUCUGUUCCGGACCUUGCCGCCCAGUGAUUUUGAUCCAGAAGAAGAUGACCCAACAUUAGAAGCGUCAUGGCCACACUUGCAGUUAGUGUAUGAGUUUUUCCUACGGCUCUUGGAAUCCUCUGACUUUCAGCCCACCAUUGGCAAGAAAGUAAUAGACCAAAAAUUUGUGCUACAGUUAUUAAACUUAUUUGACAGUGAAGACCCUCGGGAGCGUGAUUUCCUUAAGACUGUUCUGCAUCGCAUCUAUGGAAAAUUCCCGGGGCUACGUGCUUUCAUAUGCAAACAAAUAAAUAACAUCCUCCUUAUGUUUGUAUAUGAGACAGAGCAUUUUAAUGGCGUUGGAGAGUUAUUGGAAAUAUUAGGAAAUAUUAUCAACGUCUUUGCUCUACCGCUGAAGUCAGAACACAAGCAAUUCCUCGUAAAGGUUCUGCUGCCACUGCACAAAGUUAAAUGUCUGUCAUUGUACCAUGCAGAGUUGACAUACUGUGUGGUUCAGUUCCUUGAGAAGGAUGCCACGCUAACUGAAACGGUUGUUAAAGGGCUACUCAAGUUCUGGCCUAAAACGUGCAGUCAGAAAGAGGUGAUGUUCCUUGGUGAAAUUGGAGGAAUUUUAGAUGAAAUUGAACCAUCACAGUUUGCCAAAAUUCAGGAACCGUUGUUCAGACAAAUUUCAAGAUGUGUCUCUAGUCCUCACUUUCAGGUGGCUAAACGUGCACUGUACUUAUGGAAUAAUGAGUACAUAAUGAGCCUGACUGAGGAAAACAACCAUGUGAUCAUGCCAAUAAUGUUCCCAGCUCUGUACCGCAUCAGCAAAGAGCACUGGAACCAAACAAUUGUGGCUCUUGUAAACAACGUGCUCAAAACCUUCAUGGAGAUGAACAGUAAGCUUUUUGAUGAGCUCACAGCUUCUUACAAGGCUGAGAGACAAAAUGUGUGA
Molecule: messenger RNA, 1402 nt
Organism: Cryptotermes secundus
Lineage: Eukaryota; Metazoa; Arthropoda; Insecta; Blattodea; Kalotermitidae
Product: serine/threonine-protein phosphatase 2A 56 kDa regulatory subunit epsilon isoform-like
Exons: 1
Coding region: 221-1402 (393 amino acids)
Biological process (GO): protein dephosphorylation; signal transduction
Cellular component (GO): nucleus; cytosol; protein phosphatase type 2A complex
Molecular function (GO): protein phosphatase activator activity
Source: RefSeq, a predicted model, not a curated record